AAAAAGGCACCGAGAGGGCGUGUUUGAAUCAGACGAUGUCCCACCCGUGGAGGAUUCUGAACCCCGGAUGAACGUGGGGCUUGGCAUCCUUCGAUCCACACCUGGGAUAGGGCUCGUUUUUCGGAUCAAUCUGGAAACCAAGGAACCUUCAAAAUGCUACGUAUGCAUCCACAUAUCCAUGCACGCGUCACGGUUAGAUCCGACUACUGUCGGGCCUAAAGACUCUCCAGCGGCACAAAGCCACGAGCCUCCUGUGCCUAGGGAAGAGUCGUUGCCCUUGAUACUAGCAAAAUGCUUCGCGAAAUCUUGUACGCCUUCACUGGAUUAGCCCUAUUGGCUUAUGCCGCGGAUUUCUUCUACAACGCUGGAGACGAUCCAAAUGAGCCGGUCCGGAUACGUUCGAGAUUCCCCCUUAUCGGACAUGUCCUGGGACUGAUGAAUCAAGGGCCAACCUACUACAGAAAGACGAGUAAUUCAACCGAAGCUGAGAUCUACACACUGGGAUGUUUCAACUUCAAGGUCUACAUCAGCGCUUCCAGCCGGCUUCUGCCAUUCAUCCAGAAGCAAUCAAGGGCUCUGUCUUUCCGACCUUUCCUCCAGCUCGUUGCGCGAAAGUAUGGCGAUGCUUCUGCUGCGACCUACGAGAUCUUUGGAGGCAGUCUCCCCGAUGACUUGAGCCAGUCAGUGAAAAUGAGCUUGGCCCCAGGCCGCCAUCUUGACGAACUGAGCCUCCGAAUGGGCAAGAGAGUCUUAAUAGACAUCAAUGACUUGCUUGCAGCCAAGACAGAAGUGCCAUUGUUGUCUUGGGCCAGACAUGCUGUUGUGCAAGCAACAAGUUGUGCUGUCUAUGGCGAGAAGCACCCUUUUCUCGACCAGGAAAUCGAGAACUCUUACUGGAAAUGGAUGACAUAUCUCACCGCCCACUUGGUUGGCUGGCUUGAUGUGACGAAGAAGGGUUACGCGGCAAGAGAAAAGGUGUUUCAGUCAUACAUCAGGUACUGCAAAAAGCUUCCCCAGGAGAGUUCUCAUCUUAUGAAAGAGCAUCAACGUGUUCUGGGAGAGGCUGGGGUAUCUAGUACGGACAAGGCUAAGCAAGCCGCCAUCUUCACUAUUGCCUCGUUCAGUAACUCAGCGCCGACUCUGUAUUGGACCUUGUGGGAACUCUUCUCACGCCAAGAAAUUCUCGACGAGGUCAGAGAAGAGCUCACAAGAUACGCAGUUGUCAAGUCGGAAGACGGAGAAUUCUUACUUGACGUCGCCGCACUCAAGUCUCAGUGCCCCCUCCUCCUCUCGGUGUUCCAAGAAACUCAGAGAACCCGCCACGUCAAUCCCAGUUUCCGCAAAGUCUUAACAGACACGCUUUUGGACGACAAAUACCUCUUGAAAGAGGGUAAUUACCUUCAAGUACCCGGAAAUGUCAUUCACAAUGAAACUGGCAUUUGGGGCCCGACAGCUUUGCAAUUCGACCCCUAUCGCUUCAUACCCAAGAAGGGAGGCGAGCGAGAUGUUUCGACUGCCAGCGGCUUUGUCCCGUGGGGUGCUGCGCCGUAUCUAUGUCCGGCGAGACAGUUUGCCGCCACCGAGAUUCUGAUUAUAGCUGCGCUGCUUGCCAUGAGGUCCGAUAUAUCACCUGUGAAAGGACUUUGGGACAAGAAUCCAGCUGUAAAUCAUGCCGAUCUUGCUACCCUUUCGCCACCUACAAAGGAUGUCGGCAUGCGUGUAAGGGUUCGAGAAGAGUGGGCUGGCAAGUGGACAGUACAGAUGGGUGAGAGUCGAAGCCGCGUGCCUCUCGCCUCCGGGUAGCUUUAAUACUCCUUUCGGAGGCUAAGAUAGUUCUCUGGAACAAUACAAAGGUACUACGACUGUGUUGCCCAAUGGUGAUUAAAUUUUCGAGUACGCGAGACUCACGUUCUUUCCUUGGCGACAUAUGACGACUUCUUGAUAUUCCAUCAAUUUUCAAUCGAAUAUUGGCAUCGUUUAGGAAAAUGGCAGGUGAAAGAACGCAAAGACUCUGCUGGCUGUGGAUGA
Messenger RNA from Colletotrichum acutatum, 2028 nucleotides. RefSeq names its product cytochrome P450. The record is from RefSeq and is a predicted model, not a curated record. The coding region runs from base 292 to 1803 and encodes 503 amino acids. The transcript has 3 exons. Gene Ontology annotation, molecular function: monooxygenase activity; oxidoreductase activity, acting on paired donors, with incorporation or reduction of molecular oxygen; heme binding. Lineage: Eukaryota; Fungi; Ascomycota; Sordariomycetes; Glomerellales; Glomerellaceae.